UACAGAUGUGUCAGUUUGAACGAAUCACUACCAAACUUCAUUUUAAAGUAAUUUUGUGGAAGACAGAAAUCAGAUACAAUGGUGUUGCUUACGAUGAUUUUUCGUGUGGCAGAUGGUAUGCCAUUAGCUGCGUCGAUGCAAGAGGACGGUCAGUCGGGGCGAGAUCUGCAGCAGUAUCAGACCCAGGCCAAACAAUUAUGCCGAAAACUCAAUGAGCAGAGUCCUUCUCGGUGUAGUCUCGAAGCUGGAGAAAUGACUUUUCACUAUGCCAUUGAGAAAGGAGUAUGCUAUUUGGUUUUAUGCGAGGCUGGGUUUCCCAAAAAACUAUCCUUUGCUUACCUGGAGGACAUUGAGACAGAAUUCAAUGAGCAGUAUGGGAAAAAAGUACCGAAAGCCUCACGGCCAUACUCAUUCAUCGAGUUUGACACCUACAUACAGAAAACCAAAAAGUCUUACAUCGACAGCAGAGCACGGAGAAACUUGGGCAACAUCAACACAGAGCUCCAGGACGUCCAGAGGAUCAUGGUGGCUAACAUUGAGGAGGUUCUUCAACGAGGAGAGGCUUUGUCGGCUUUGGACUCCAAGGCCAGUAAUCUAUCCAGCCUGUCUAAGAAGUACCGCAGUGACGCCAAAUACCUGAACACUAGGUCCACAUACGCUAAAGUCGCGGCCGGCGCCUUCUUCUUCAUCGCACUCAUCGUGUACGUGCGUUUCUGGUGGUUCUAAGAAAGGUGUCCAGCAUCGAGGCCCAGUGAAAAAUAAAACUCUUAUGUCUGAGAAGGAAACUGGCACGCAGGAAAAGUUAAGAAA
Chanos chanos (milkfish) is the source of this 810-nucleotide messenger RNA. It is a transcript of the gene sec22ba, whose product is annotated as SEC22 homolog B, vesicle trafficking protein a. The record is from RefSeq and is a predicted model, not a curated record. Gene Ontology annotation, molecular function: SNAP receptor activity. NCBI's taxonomy places the organism in Eukaryota, Metazoa, Chordata, Actinopteri, Gonorynchiformes, Chanidae. Gene Ontology annotation, biological process: retrograde vesicle-mediated transport, Golgi to endoplasmic reticulum; endoplasmic reticulum to Golgi vesicle-mediated transport. The transcript is spliced from 5 exons. Bases 79 to 726 code for a protein of 215 amino acids.